This is a messenger RNA of Quercus robur (English oak), 399 nucleotides long. RefSeq lists its product as uncharacterized. The record is from RefSeq and is a predicted model, not a curated record. Bases 1 to 399 code for a protein of 132 amino acids. Lineage: Eukaryota; Viridiplantae; Streptophyta; Magnoliopsida; Fagales; Fagaceae. The transcript has 3 exons.
AUGGCCGGAGUUAAUGGUCUUCAAGCAGGUUGGGUUUCACGGGUUUUGGAAAGAGGAGAUCUGAAAUCGACCCGCCAGCGUCAAGACCUAAGUCCGACCGCCGGAUUCGUCGGAUCAGGUGGUUCCGGGUCGGGUUCGGGCAAAAUCCUACCAUGGCCCAUUACCAACUUGUUAAACGCAUUCUACGUUAUGUUCAAGGCACUGCUCAUUUUGGUUGGUUGUCCCACUAGCUGUCGAUCUACCACUGGCUUUUGCACAUUUCUUGCUAGCAAUUACAUCUCUUGGAGUGCAAAAAAACAGCCCAUUGUGGCCCGAUCUAGUGCUGAAGUUGAGUAUCGUUCCAUGGCUUCAACUACCAUUGAACUUACUUGGUUAUCUUUCCUUCUUUGUGAUCUUUGA